CCGACAUCUUUGUCUAAAAUUUCGACCAACUGUCAAUAUGGUCUUACUUACAAUUUGUUGGGGAAAGCAAGGCAUGGCAAACUCUCUUCAGUUCAACUUAGGAACCUGAAAGUCGAUGGAUCUGUUCAAUCAUAUUGUCCUUAUUCUUAUCCAACAGUUUUAGAUUGAGAGAUGUUUGGCACAUUGCGAUUGCAUAAGAAGUGAAAGAGGUAGCCUAUGUAUUGUUUGGGAGCGUCGUUUGAAGGGCGUACGAGAAAACCCAAAUUCGUGGGUACUAUUCAUCACUCUAGAAGUCCAAUUUCGAAAGCUCAAAUCAGAAAACUUCCUUCAUCAAAGUUGUUCAUAUGCUCGAUUAGUCUAUCACAUAUCAAAAAAUGAGCAUCAUCAGACCUGUCUAGCUACCUCAAACCGGCUAUGACAUUUCUGUGUUCAUCCAUGAAAUGAAUCAGUUUCCCAGUUUGAGCUCAAAGGCGCAAAAGGCAAGUCAAGCUUAAACUUUGGAUUCCAGGAGACAGGAACCUGAAAUUGGAAUUUACAUGUGAAAGAGUGACUGAUCAAAACGAAUAGCAAUGGCAGAGUUUGUGGAGCUUGUUGCCUCUCUCAUUGGUUGUCUGCAGAAAUCAACCUGUUUAGGCACUCCCCUUGAAGAGAAAUAUAAAUAUUUUGCAAAACGCAAAGAAUAUCUAGAGACUUUAAAAAAUGACAUGGCCCUUUUGAAAAGCCGAAGGUGUGAAGUAGAGAGAGAAUCUGAGGAGAAGGUGGUGAGCAAGCCUUACAAAAUCUCCGACUGGUUAGAAAGGUCAAAUGACUUCAUAACUGAAACUAAUGAGUUGAAUUUUGAGGACACAAUAAGUGGGAAUUGGUGUGGUUUCCCAAACUAUUAUCGUUCACAGUAUAAAGCUGGGAAAUCCAUCCUCGGCAGAAUUGAAAAGGUAAAUUUACUGAAAGAGGAGGGCACAGAUUUGUUUAAUGUGGAAGAAGACUUUGUGGUGGGAUAUAUACAGAAGAACACAAAAGAACUGGUGGGCAAGACAGCAAGUGCUUUUGAGAAGAUUAUGAAGUGCGUUUCAGAAAAGGAGGUUGGAAUCAUAUGUGUUUAUGGGAUGUCUGGUUCGGGAAAGACUGAAGUUUUAAAGGAAGUCAAUAACCAAAUAUUGAAACAGUACAAAAGUUGUAACUCAGAAGAUGGCAGAGAUGGGAAUAUCACAGCCCAAUUUGAGAAAGUUAUUUGGUUGACUGUAGAGAAUAUUGGACCACCUGAGGCAGCCAUUGCUGCCCUGCAGAAGGGCAUCCAAAAAGAAUUACAACUUGACGACCACAGUGCUGGGAACAGAGCAGACAAGUUGGACAGUGCGUUGAGGAAGAGAAGAUUUCUGAUCGUUUUGGAUGAUAUGCGGAAGGAGUUGUCUCUCGAGCAUAUUGGGAUUCCAUGGCAAACAAACAAUGGCUCCAAGGUUAUAAUCGUUUCAAAAUCACGUCCAGUGUGCAGGGACAUCACAUUUGAUAGAGAGGUCGAAAUCGAACUUGGAUCAGACGAAGAAGCACUCAAGUUGUUCGAGGUUGAAGCUGGCAUUGGAUUUUCUGCACUAAGGGAAGAUACUCGAGCGGCCGCGGAAAACAUGGUACGCGAGUGUGAUGGUCUGCCCGUGGCGAUUGCUGGUCUGGCUCAAACCUUGAAAGAAAUAAUAAAAUUGGAUCCUAGCGAUGUCGAUGUCGAUGUCGAUGCAGAAUGGAAUGGAGCAUUUUAUAAGUUGAGAAAUUCUAGUGUUCUCUUGGAAAAAAAGAAUAGGAAGGCAUUUGCCCGCCUGUUAUAUAGCUACUCCAUGUUGAAGAAAGAAGCUCAGCAGUGCUUCCUGUACUGUGCAUUAUACCCACCUGGUCAUUGCAUUGAAAAGAAAGAGUUAGUGGAGCACUGGUUUUGGGAAGGUUUAUUGAGUAGCAGAGAAAGAAUUAAGGGGCAGCUGAUAGAAGAUACGACAUAUGCAAGAGAGAUACUGGAUGAGAUCAAAGGAGCUUACCUUCUGGAAGCAGUUAGUGAAGGUGGAAAAGAAUGCAUCAAGAUGCGCAACUUAGUUAGGCAUAUGGCAAUCCAUCUGACCAAAACAAUCCCCGAUUAUGAUCAGUUUCUCAUCGAAGCCGGGGUGAAGCUUACCGACUGCCCGCUGAUAGGGAGGAACUUGUCUAAAGUAGAGAGAGCCUCAUUGAUGAAAAGUCAGCUUAAAGCACUUACAAAAAAACCCAAGUUUUACAAGCUAUCCACGUUACUUCUGCAGCACAACCCCAUCUCUCACUUUGAUGACGAUUUCUUCCGUAAUAUGCCUAACCUCAAAGUUCUUAACCUUUCUCAUACCAAUAUCUCUACCCUUCCAAAGUCAGCCUCUUCUUACUUGACAAAACUAAGGGCACUCGUCUUGCGCGGUUGUUGCAACUUAACAUCUCUGCCUUCUUUAGCAAACUCCGAGGAACUACUUGUUCUGGACCUUUCUCAUACUCCCAUAACAGAAUUACCUGAUGGCAUGAAGAAACUAACCAAGCUUAUUCGCCUCGACCUGUCCUGUACCAAUGUGGGAGAAUUUCAAGCUGAAUUAGUGCGUGAGUUAAAAAAUCUGGAAGAACUCUACUUGAUAACCAAUGACUCUGCAGGUUCUCUGUGGGGAUCAGAGAAAGAAGCAAGUAGUUUGUGGGGAUCAGAGAAAGCAGCUAGUUGUAUUCAGGAGCUGGGAGCCCUUCAGCAUUUAGCUAUUCUUCAUAUCAACUUCCUAGAUGCAAAAGCCUUCAACACAUAUGUGGAUUCGAAGGAUCAUUCUCUAUCCAAAUUCAAAUUCUCCGUGGGUGGUUCUUGGGAUAAAACAAAGUUACCUGAAAACAGCAUUGUUUUCAUCAAAAGUGACUUUCUUGUGAGUGGAAAACCAGUGUCACUCCCAGAAGACACCUCUGAGCUGCAUGUAAUGAGCAACAAGGAUCUAUAUUGGUUGCCUAUUAGUGGUCGACGUUGUCUAGACAGCCUGAAGGUCAUAGAUAUAUCUGGCUGCGAAAGUUUGGUCUAUUUAUUCGAGAGGAACGUGUCACACAACCUUCCAAACCUCGAAAAAAUUUCGGUUAAAAAUUGUCAGAAGAUGGAGGCCUUGAUAUCAAAAGAAGACCCUUUGCCAUUUGCACUUUGUUUGAAUAAAUUAAAGGUCAUCCAUAUCUCAGACUGUGAAAAUUUGGGCUACUUAUUCAGGAUUGGGAUGGAUUCUUGUCAGUAUACCUCUGGCCAAAAAAAGAUUUACUCAACCUGCUUCCCAAACCUCCAAGAGGUAUUCAUUACACGACGCUGGAGGAUGAAAAUGGAUAAAGAGUCAAAAGAACCCAAUCCUGCUGUUCAUCCAAGACCAACGGACCUUGUGUUGGUUGAUCCACUUGAAUUGAAGAAAUAUUAUGAUUUUGAAAAGAAAGAUAACCCUGAGGAACACAUUUGGUACUUUCCUGAUCUAAAGAUGCAGAUCAUAACUUCUCUUCCUGAAGAACUGCUACCUCGGCCACGUAGCAGCAAUCAGAUUAAAAGGAGUCGGAGCACUGACUCUAUAGAGAAGCUAGCAGCCAGUACAGAUCGUAUGCUUUUAUUAAGCCAUCUUCUGAACUCUAUUUUAUUUCUUUCUCGUGUUCAUGAUUGAUUCAACUCCACCAGAUUGACAUGUUAGCUUCGGUUUAUUUUGUUCCUUGUUAGCCAGACUAUAAAAUUGCUAGGAAAAAGUGUAGUGAUUAGACCUGCCAAUGGAUCAGAUUUUGAUCCUAAUUCGAUCCGAAUCCGGUGUACUUAAUUGGAGAUGAAUUGUACUUUUCAAUCCGAUAAUCCGAUUACAACUCGAAUAUGGUAAUCCGAAUAUAGAUAAAUCUGGAUAUGGAUUAUAGUUUA
Molecule: messenger RNA, 3898 nt
Organism: Prunus dulcis (almond)
Lineage: Eukaryota; Viridiplantae; Streptophyta; Magnoliopsida; Rosales; Rosaceae
Product: probable disease resistance protein At4g27220
Exons: 7
Coding region: 570-3656 (1028 amino acids)
Molecular function (GO): protein binding; ATP hydrolysis activity; ADP binding
Source: RefSeq, a predicted model, not a curated record